This is a messenger RNA of Ananas comosus (pineapple), 1982 nucleotides long. RefSeq names its product UDP-glucose 6-dehydrogenase 4-like. Gene Ontology annotation, cellular component: cytosol; nucleus. Gene Ontology annotation, molecular function: NAD binding; UDP-glucose 6-dehydrogenase activity. The transcript has 2 exons. Lineage: Eukaryota; Viridiplantae; Streptophyta; Magnoliopsida; Poales; Bromeliaceae. Bases 194 to 1636 code for a protein of 480 amino acids. The record is from RefSeq and is a predicted model, not a curated record. Gene Ontology annotation, biological process: glycosaminoglycan biosynthetic process.
AUGUAUGGUUCGUUCCUCGAACGAGGGGUGUGUAGAUCUCACACCCUGAGCUUCUACUAGUAUUUAUAGAGCUCCUCCUCCCCACCCUCUCCCCUCAUUCUCAUUCUCUCUCUCUCUCUAAAACGUUGGAUCGCGUUUAGAACGACAUAGGGACGACGAGGAACGACUCCUAGAGCUUUUAAGAUAAAAAAAGAUGGUGAAGAUCUGCUGCCUCGGCGCCGGCUAUGUUGGCGGCCCCACCAUGGCCGUGAUUGCCCUCAAGUGCCCAGCAGUCGAGGUCGUCGUUGUUGACAUCUCCGUUGCUCGCAUCUCAGCAUGGAACAGCGACCAGCUCCCCAUCUACGAGCCGGGCCUCGAUGACGUCGUGAAGCAGUGUCGCGGCCGCAACCUCUUCUUCAGCACGGAUAUCGAGAAGCACGUGGCGGAGGCCGACAUUAUCUUCGUCUCAGUCAACACCCCGACCAAGACCCGCGGACUCGGCGCCGGAAAGGCUGCUGACCUCACCUACUGGGAGAGCGCCGCCCGCAUGAUUGCCGACGUGGCCAAGUCCGACAAGAUUGUGGUCGAAAAGUCAACGGUCCCGGUCAAGACCGCCGAGGCCAUCGAGAAGAUCUUGACCCACAAUAGCAAAGGAAUCAACUUCCAGAUCCUCUCCAACCCUGAGUUCCUCGCUGAGGGGACUGCGAUUCAGGACCUCUUCAACCCAGACCGUGUUCUCAUUGGUGGGCGGGAGACCCCUGGAGGUCAGAAAGCUGUUCAAGCCCUAAAAGAGGUCUAUGCCAAUUGGGUCCCCGAGGAUCGGAUCAUAACCACUAACCUGUGGUCCGCAGAGCUAUCUAAACUCGCUGCAAAUGCCUUCCUGGCUCAGAGGAUUUCUUCUGUCAAUGCCAUGUCAGCACUCUGCGAGGCCACAGGCGCCAAUGUGGCCGAGGUGUCUUAUGCUGUGGGGAAGGACUCCCGCAUCGGACCCAAGUUCUUGAAUGCUAGCGUCGGAUUCGGUGGCUCCUGCUUCCAGAAGGAUAUCUUGAACCUGGUCUACAUCUGUGAGUGCAACGGCCUGCCGGAGGUCGCCAACUACUGGAAGCAGGUGAUCAAGAUCAACGACUACCAAAAGAGCCGGUUCGUGAAUCGGGUUGUGUCCUCCAUGUUCAACACAGUUGCGGGGAAGAAGAUCGCCGUUCUCGGAUUUGCCUUUAAGAAGGACACUGGGGAUACAAGGGAGACCCCUGCGAUCGAUGUGUGCAAGGGGCUUUUGGGUGAUAAGGCUAAGAUUAGCAUCUUCGAUCCUCAAGUGACCGAGGAUCAAAUCCAACGUGAUCUCGCGAUGAACAAGUUCGACUGGGACCACCCGAUCCACCUCCAGCCGAUGAGCCCAACGGCUGUGAAGCAGGUCACCGUGACGUGGGAUGCAUACGAGGCCACCAAGGGGGCCCACGGGGUCUGCAUUUUGACCGAAUGGGAUGAGUUCAAGAAGCUUGACUAUGCAAAGAUCUACGAGAACAUGCAGAAACCGGCGUUCAUCUUCGACGGGCGCAACGUAAUCGACCCUGAGAAGCUGAGAGAGAUUGGGUUCAUUGUUUACUCGAUCGGGAAGCCGCUUGAUCAGUGGCUCAAGGACAUGCCUGCUGUUGCCUAAAUCAAAGCUGCUCAAGGAGAGUAAUUCUAUUCGGAGGCUCGGUAGAAGGUUUAAAUUCAUGAUUCUUAUAAUUGUUGUUGUUUUUUUUGUUGCUAAAGAUUUAGUACUUUUCCUUGAAUGGUCUAUUUGUUUUCAAAAUUGUAGCUUUUAGAGUCAGCUGAGUCAUCUCCAUGUCUUUGCCACUUAUGAUCUUAUCAUACCUUGUAGGAAGUGUCCUUUGUUAUUUUUAAAAGAGAAAACCUAUAUUUUUGUUGUUGCCGGAGAUAGAAUAAGUAUAAGAAUAACUUUUCUGUUGUUGCUUUCAUAUUUGAUUAUACUAAAUUCAUCUGUGCCGCCUUUAUUUCUA